Molecule: messenger RNA, 4635 nt
Organism: Sycon ciliatum
Lineage: Eukaryota; Metazoa; Porifera; Calcarea; Leucosolenida; Sycettidae
Exons: 1
Coding region: 1-4635 (1544 amino acids)
Source: RefSeq, a predicted model, not a curated record
AUGGUCGAGAGAUCGGAGUUCCAGCGCAAAGAACUAGAGUACCAACGGCAAAUCGGUGUCCUGGACGAUCGUGUAAAAGCCAAGACGAGAGAGGUUGCUGGCUGUCAGGCGUCGAUUCGUUUCAUGGAAGAGAGGCACGCGACUAUUCAGAAAGAGAAUAGAGACCUCUUCGAUCAAUGCGACCAGCUGAAUGAUCAAAUUGGUGAAGCGGAACGACGAUGCAUGGACAUCGGCGCAGCUCACGAUGGGUUGCUCGCCAAGGAUCGAUGCCAGAGCAGCACGCACCCUGGACACGAUCGCGUCGCGGAGCUGGAGGAAGAGAACGAUACACUGCUAGCGCAGCUGGCAGUGAUGCAGGGGAGAGUCGAGCGUGCCCAGGAGGAAGCGGGUGAAUGGCAAAGGCUAUUCCUACGGGAGUGCAACACCAGCAUCGAUAAACGGGACGCGAGUCGCGCCAACAGCCGUUCGAACUCUAGGACUGGGAGUCGCAUUGGCAAAGGAUUGUGUCCCGGUACACAGAAAGCCUCAACGCCAGUGCCAAUCGACGGCUACAGCAGUGCGUGCCCCAGCUAUGAGUGGGAUGACCAGGCGAAGCGACCACCCACGCAAGUAAAGCCGCGAUCGCCCACACCUGCAGGACCUGCUGGUGAGGACAGUAUGACUAAGCUAGCAGGACAGUUUCUCGGUGCCAUGACGCAAGCCAUCACCAGUCGGACACCAGGCAAUGGAGACACGCCCAUGAGACACUUGGCAGCCAGACAGUCCUCCAUCAACACCAAACUGCCCAUGUUCUCUGGUAGAGCUGAAGAGUGGCCUGCCUUCAUCAACCUGUAUCGGUCCAGCACCAACCAAUGUGGGUUCUCUGAUGCAGAGAAUGUGCAAAGACUACAAGUUGCCUUGAAAGGCCAGGCCAAGGAUGCUGUUCAACUGAUACUGGCAGUUCCUGAAAAUGUGGAAGAGGCCAUCCGCGCUCUGGAGCGGCGAUUUGGUCGACCAGAGCUAGUAGUGGAUGAAUUGAUUGGCAAGGCGCGCGCAUUCCGGCAGGUUAAGGCUGAUGACACCGAUGGCUUGUUGGCGUUCUCAACAGCAGUAAGCAAUGUAGUCACGACAAUGAAACUGAUGAAGAGUCCAGGCCAUAUGCUGAACCCAACGCUCCGGAGAGAGCUGACCGACAAGCUACCCGGUACGCUGAGGCUGCAGUGGGGCGAACACCUAAAUACCAACAGCCGGGCAGUCGACUCAGUGAGUCUUGAGACAUUCGCUACGUUGCUGUCGGCAAGAGCCGAUGCAGCGACCUUAGUCGCAACCACAAGGAUACCAGUGAACAAGCAGAGCAGUGGAACGUUCCACACAACGACAUCGGCAACCAGCAAGAGCGGCGUAUGCCUGAGAUGCCAUGGCGCUCACCACAUCAGCAGCUGUGGCAAGUUCAAAACCUUACCUGCCCGGAAGAGGUGGGACCUGGUGUUUCUGCUGGAGCUCUGCUCGUGCUGCCUAGAUCAAGCUCACUGGAAGGCUGACUGCCAGGCAAGUAGCUGCAGCAAAUGUUCAGCCCGACACCAUGUGUUGCUACACACAGACCGUGUGGACCGGAAACAGGGCACACCGAAGCAGCAAGAUAAAGAAAAGCCUCGGUCUGCUCCCCAUUCUAGUGGCAAGACAGCCCAGAAGCCAGUCAUACACUUCGUGAAUCCAUCAUCGGAGCUGAUCACUCCCAGCACCACCGUCUCGUUUAUGACAGUGCCAGUGGUGCUUAAGAGAAACGGACGAGAGUACAGAGGAACAGCCCUGAUGGAUCCUGCAUCAUCAGACAGUUUCGUCUCAGAAGAAGUUGCCAAUGAGUUGGGCGCAGACGGUGAAUUGCAACCCCUCCGCUCUAAUGUUCUGGCUGGACAGAAUGUGAGUCGCCAAUCCAAAGAAGUACAUAUCACCAUGGCCAGCGAAGACGGAACAUACAGCACUGACCUUGCGGCAUGGACUCUCCCAGCAGUCUCGCCGUCACUGAGAGUCGACUCCAACUCGAUGCUCCUGCAAGAAUACGCCCACCUACAGGACAUUCCAUUUCCAACAUUACCGACAGAGCAAGUGGAUGUGCUUAUUGGAUUGAAUGUCCCAGGCGCUCACCGUGUUCUACAAGAAAUUGUCGGCCAAGAGUCAAAUGAUCCAAUAGCUCGCAAGCUGCCAGUUGGAUGGGUAUGCUUCGGGCCCAUGAAGCAGCAGCAACAGCAGCAGCAGCAGCAGCCAAUGGCAACCCAUUUCAACAGUGCCAACUUAGAGAAUGUCGUGCGACAGCUGUGGGAGGCAGAAUCAAUGACGAACACCAACGACAAGGAGUAUCUAACACCAGCUGAGAAGGAAGCUGAAACCAUGACAGCAGCAACAUUGCGCUGCGACAACGGGCGGUUUGAAGUCGGCAUUCCAUGGAAACAUCCAGACGGCCCGACAGUGCACAACAAUCGGCCGAUGGCAGAACGCCGGCUAGUAUCACUGGAGAGGUCACUGAACAAACAACCAGACGUGCUCUCAGCGUACUGUGAGGCGAUGCAAAAGAAUAUCGACAAGGGUUACGUUCAGGAGGUGUCAGACAGCAGAGUCGCUACAGACGCCAAUGACCAGUGGUAUCUACCACAUUUCGCCGUGGUGAAGGAAGAUCGCCAAACUACCAAUGUGCGUAUCGUCUUCGAUGCAGCAGCACGCUGGAAGGGCAGCAGCUUGAAUGAUGAAAUGCUGACAGGCCCAAAGCUACAGACAAACCUGGUUCAUGUGCUCCUACGCUUCUGCUCAGAACCGAUCGCACUCGCUGGUGACAUUAGUGAAAUGUUUCUGCAAGUCAACCUCCGUCCGGAAGAUUGUCGCUACACACGGUUCUUGUGGCGCAAAUCACCAGACUCAAAACCGAGCGUGUUUGAGUUUAACCGUCUUGUGUUCGGUCUCAAGGCAUCACCGUAUCUCGCGGGCAAAGUGCUCAAGGAGACAGCGAGAAAGUUCAAGUCAUCAGCAGAGGGCAGUGUCAAUGUAGCGUCGAUAGUCGACAACAGCUUCUACGUGGAUGACAUGCUGCAUUCAUUUCCGGACAUCCAGACAGCGACAAACGCCCGCCGGGGAGUUACUGAUGUCCUCAAAGGGGGAGGCUUCCAUAUUCGAAAAAGGCUCAGCAACUCAGCGGAAGUGUUGGACACCAUCCCAGAAGUCGACCGAGCAGCAGAGGUUGUCGUCAACUUACGAGAUCAAGCUGAUAGCUUUCUCCCAACCUCCAAGGCCCUGGGCAUCACUUGGCUAGCGAAAGAGGAUGAGUUCGCAUUCCGCUAUCCCCAGCCAGAGCCGAUUGACGAGCUGACAAAACGAGUAGUAUUGCGUGAGACAGCCUCAAUCUUCGACCCACGUGGACAACUGACGCCGUUCACCAUACGACCGCGCAUGAUGUUUCAGGAAGCCUGCAUACGCGGCCAUGGUUGGGACGACGUGCUGAGUGCUGAUGAACAGAAGCGUUGGAAGAAGUGGUUCUCCGAGCUGCCAGACCUGUCUGCUAUCCGUAUUGACCGUUGCUUCAAGCCCAAGGAUGCAGAAGACGUCAAGACUAAAGUACAUGUCUUUGUUAAUGCGUCUGAUGCCGCCAUUGCCGCCGUGGCUUAUGUGAGCACCAUCCAUUCAACUGGAGUGAAGACCACACUCGCUAUUAGCAAGGCGCGACUGGCGCCCACCAAGAAGGUGUCCAUACCGAAGAUGGAGCUGAAGGCAGCAGUGUUGGGUGUGCAAGUCAGCAAAGAAGUGUCUUCAGCCCUCGGCAUUCCCAUGCAGGACCACGUCUUCUGGACGGACAGCAUGAAUGUCCUGUACUGGGUGCGAUCCCACAGCCGGCGAUUUACCACCGACGUCGGGGUGAAGAUUGGUGAGAUCCAAACGGCAACAUCAAGUCACCAGUGGAGGCAUGUGCCUGGGAAGGUCAACCCUGCCAACUACCCGACCAGAGGCAUGGCUGCAAAGGACCUCGCUGAUUGUGCAGCCUGGUGGCAUGGACCACAGUUUCUACAGCAAGUAGAGUCCCAGUGGCCUGCUCUGCGCAUAGUCGUUCCGGAGAAGCUGCCAAAUGAGACCAAACGCAGCCAGAUUACGACCCACUUAGCAGCAACUGAAGGUGCUUGUCGACUAGAGCCGAGUCAGUAUUCCUCAUGGACGCGACUUGUGAGGAUAACAGCAUGGUGUCGGCGAGCCCUGCGGCGCAGCAAGAGUGGCUCGACUGAUCAGACAGGUGUUGAUGUCACACUUGGCAAUGGCAAGACCGUGCUGGUACAGGAACUUACACCAUCAGAGUUAGAGGAUGCCCGACACGUGUGGAUCCGCGAGGCCCAGAAGGACGCGUAUGGUAGCACCUACAAUGUGCUCAAGAAGGGCAGGAAAGUCACAACUGGGCCGCUCAUCUCACUGCAGCCCAUGAUGUCAACAGGUACCACCCAAGUCAUGAAAGUUGGAGGCCGACUGAAUGGAGCUCAGCACCUGUCGGAGACAGCCAGAAGUCCGACAAUCCUGCCCCGGCAUCAUCGAGUGACAGAGUUGAUCAUCGAUGAGGAAGAUCGGAGAUGUAGCCAUGCCGUGGGCACAAAUCACCUCCUCGCCAACUUGAGUACCAUCUACUAG